UUCUUUUUUCAAUUUUUACCUCUCAUGUGUGCUUCAACAUUCCUAUUAAAAAAAAAUUUGUUUCCUUUUCAGUUUGUCAAGUUCUCUCUUUGUCUGGGUAGAGUUUUGGGAAUUGAAGUAAGGGUAUUUUACUAGCUGAUAUCAGUUUCGUUUCGUUGAUGUUUAAGUAAAGCAAUGGCUUUUGUGAGAGUUGUCAAGAACUGAGUUGGGCUUAAAGCUGAAAACUUGGUCUUUAGUUUCUUGUCAAAGCAACACGCACAUUGUCUUGAACUAAUUGUUUUGUCAAACCGUAGAGUGUUUUAAAUGAACUACUUUACUUGAAUUUUCAAAUGGGGAGCCUUCUCCUUGGAAUUUAUGGGUAAUUUUGUUGUGGGCAUUAUCGGAAAAUAUCAUCUUUUAAUUAAUAAAUAAAAGUCCGAAAAUUUUGGGAUUUCAUAUCCUUCAUGCUAGAUAAGGCAAUUUUAGAAAGUUGCUAGAUUCGUUUAUAAAAGCUUUCCAUGUGUGUAAUAUUACAGUAAAGAUUUCCUAUAAGAAGCAGGGCCAUGGAGGAAGAUUUUAGUGAUAAUUCGGGCCCUAAUUUUCUUAGAAUUAGGGUUGCCUAGAGACCAUAGAAAGAAGAAACUCCUUUGAUUAAUAAGGUGGGGAAGUUAUAAUUAUAUUUGAGGCUAAUCAACGCCCAAAAAAGAGAUUAAGAGGAUCUGUCCGCAUGACAAAUUAUACUGAAGAUGAAGAAGAUACAGAGGAUGAAAAUUAUGAAGAGUUAGUGGAUCAAGAGUCGGAUCAGCUUAGUAGUUUAAAUAUAAAAAUUUCAGAAUAUGAGGAUUAUCUGGAUUAUCUGGAGAACCUGAGAGAACAGAUAUUGAAGGAAACAGAAGGCAUUUCAUCUGCGUCAUUAGGUACUGGUUCCUUCACGCUUGAGAGUAAGUGGGAGCGUGAUGCUUCUAGUGUUGUCAUUCAUGAAGGUGAAGGUGAAGGUGAAGAUGAUGUUGAUGAUGAUGAUGAGGAACCAGCUUACAGAAUUAGUUGGAAUGAAGGUAAGAAAAUUAAGGUUUGAUAGAAAAACAUAUGGAGACAAAUUACAAUUCCAUCUUCAGAUGGUUGCUGAGCCUGGUUAAUUCCUUUGCAGCUUAUGCAGUUCAUAGAUAAGAAGAUGAAUGUAUAUUUGUUUAGGCUCUGCCUAUUGUCUUCUUGGGCAAGAGUCAAGUGGUGUUGGUCCAUAUUUAGUCACUAAACACGGCAAAGAGUUCAUUUUAGUAGUUUCUUGUGGCCAGAGUAAGAUCUGCAUGUUGGAGAUAGCCUGGGGUGUCUCACUCUGAUAUA
Molecule: messenger RNA, 1320 nt
Organism: Prunus avium (sweet cherry)
Lineage: Eukaryota; Viridiplantae; Streptophyta; Magnoliopsida; Rosales; Rosaceae
Source: RefSeq, a predicted model, not a curated record